CAAUCUAUAGCUCUUGCGGCAGUUUAGUGCUUCAGCUCUGAGGACAGUGGCUUACCAUCAAUGAUGCCGCUUUCACAGUGGAUAGCAGCCAUUUCCAUAUGCUGUAUGCUAACUGAUCCUGUCACCAGCUCCAAGGGACACUGGAGUAUCAACUUGCCGGAACGAGAGUUUAACAUUGCAAAAUACACUAACAUCACCAUUAAAUGCAAAGUGACAUAUCCUGAUCCUGAAGCAGCCAAACGGAACAUCCAGGCCUUUUGGAAGACGAAAGACAAAGGAAAAAUGAGUAUAAAUAAUAAUGACAAGAACAUGUUCAUCUUUCAUCCCAAUGACUCUUUUGUGAUUGAGAGCUUUCAGAGAAGAACACAACUCCUUGGAAAUAUUAGUAAUCAUGACUGUUCUCUGUUAAUCAUCCGUGCACGAAGUACUGAUGUUGGGCAGUACUACUUUAGAGUGGAGACUGGAUCAGAUAAUUACAGCUUUGUUCAGAAGAAUGAAAUCAUACAUAUUGUAGAUGUCAACUCUAGUGUUUCAGGGAAUGAAGACAUUCAAGUUGUAGAUGUCAACUCUGGUGUUUCAGGGAAUGAAGACAUUCAAAGUGUCACUGAACCAGCAGCUACAUCAGGUCAUCCAUCAAAUUCCAGAGUGGAGGCCAUUAGCAUCUCUGUCCCUGUGGUUCUUAUCCUGCUUGUUGCAGCUGUGAUUGUGAUAGUGCUUCUCCUCAGACGAAAAAAACGAAGAAGAAAUCCUGUGAGACAAGAGAUGAAUUACUAUGAAAACCUUCAAGUGCCUUGUGGGAAGCCACGUGAUGAUGGGCAUGACUCAACAGAGAAGGACGAGAAAGAGCAGGAACCACCGUCCACACCUGAAGACACAUCCAUUUACGCCAAUGUCCAGGGUGGAUUUCUUGAGGAGCCUACUGAUUUUGAUCCAACAGAAAACAUCUACUCUAAUUUUGGCUAUGAUGUACAGCUGUAGGACAGAAAAAGCUCAACAAAUACAUGAUCAUGAUACAUACAGUCAAGCGAUGGUCCUCCAUGCUGAACUAAUGUAUCUAAUGUAUGUAUGUGUGUGUGUGU
Messenger RNA from Colossoma macropomum (tambaqui), 1079 nucleotides. Its product is annotated as myelin-associated glycoprotein-like. The transcript is spliced from 10 exons. The record is from RefSeq and is a predicted model, not a curated record. Bases 61 to 978 code for a protein of 305 amino acids. NCBI's taxonomy places the organism in Eukaryota, Metazoa, Chordata, Actinopteri, Characiformes, Serrasalmidae.